Eutrema salsugineum is the source of this 1667-nucleotide messenger RNA. RefSeq lists its product as uncharacterized. The coding region runs from base 331 to 1503 and encodes 390 amino acids. Gene Ontology annotation, biological process: protein N-linked glycosylation; N-acetylglucosamine metabolic process. Gene Ontology annotation, molecular function: beta-1,4-mannosylglycoprotein 4-beta-N-acetylglucosaminyltransferase activity. NCBI's taxonomy places the organism in Eukaryota, Viridiplantae, Streptophyta, Magnoliopsida, Brassicales, Brassicaceae. The transcript has 2 exons. Gene Ontology annotation, cellular component: membrane. The record is from RefSeq and is a predicted model, not a curated record.
CCCAAAAAGGCUUUAAGAAAAUUGAUUCUUCAUCAUCAUCUCCGUCCUUCACAAAACUCGGAAAGCAUCUCACUUUUUCAUUUCUUUUAUACAGACACAAACAUAAUCACAGAAAAGCUCUGUUCUUGUUCUUUCAUUCUUUAAUUCUUUUUUUCCUAAAAAGUUUCCCCUUUUUUUUGUGGGUUUGUAUUCUUUGUUUCGUCUACUUAUAUAUUCAUCGAGCUGUGCUUAUUUAUUAUUCUCUCUUUUCGAAUCAAUUUUUGAGUUUCUUGAACUCCGGCGACCGGAGAUCCGAGUUCUUGUUCGGUUUUUAAAAGGAAGUCGAAGAAGAUGUGGUGGAUGAUGGGAGAAAACGGUGGUCACUAUUGCUCUAAAAAGUCCGAUGAUUUAUGCGGCUCACAGGAAUCUGAUCGAGGCUUUGGCAUCUCUAGACUCUGCUGCAUCUUGCGUGGCGUAGACUUAAAAUCAAUCCUUUUCCUCUUAGUAAUCGUCCCAAUGUGUGUUCUUGGUGUAUACAUUCACGGCCUCAAGAUCUCAUACUUCUUGAGACCUUUAUGGGAAUCACCUCCAAAACCAUUCCACGACAUCCCUCAUUACCACCACGAGAACGCUUCCAUGGAAUCUCUCUGUAAACUCCACGGCUGGGGAAUCCGUGAAUACCCUCGUCGUGUCUACGACGCCGUUCUCUUCAGCACCGAAGUUGAGCUUCUCACCAUACGGUGGAAAGAACUGUACCCUUACGUGACUCAGUUUGUGCUCCUUGAGUCCAACUCCACUUUCACCGGUUUACCAAAACCGCUCGUCUUCGCUGGACACAGAGACGAGUUUAAGUUCAUUGAGCCACGGUUGAGUUACGGUUCUAUAGGAGGAAGGUUCAAGAAAGGAGAGAAGAAUCCGUUUUACGAAGAAGCUUAUCAAAGAGUCGCUUUGGAUCAGCUUUUGAGACUCGCUGGUAUUACUGAUGAUGACUUGUUGAUCAUGUCUGAUGUUGAUGAGAUACCGAGCAGACACACGAUUAAUCUUCUCCGUUGGUGCGAUGACAUACCAAAGAUCCUUCACCUUAGACUCAAGAACUAUCUUUACUCGUUUGAGUUCCCUGUUGAUGAUAAGAGCUGGAGAGCUUCAGUUCAUAGGUACCAGACGGGUAAAACUAAGUACGCGCAUUACAGGCAAUCGGAUGUGAUCUUGGCUGAUUCUGGAUGGCAUUGUAGCUUCUGUUUCAGGAGGAUAAGCGAGUUUGUUUUCAAGAUGAAGGCUUAUAGCCAUUACGAUAGAGUGAGGUUUGCUCAUUACUUGAAUCCCAAGAGGGUUCAGAGAGUUAUAUGCAGUGGAGAGGAUUUGUUUGACAUGAUCCCGGAGGAGUACACGUUUAAAGACAUCAUCGGGAAAAUGGGUCCGAUUCCGCAUUCUUACUCGGCGGUUCAUCUUCCGGCGUAUCUUCUUGAGAAUGCUGACAAGUAUAAGUUUCUUCUUCCAGGGAACUGCUUGAGAAACGAGGAAUGAUAUGAUGGUUCUUGUAACUAUGCUACUACGACUAACUCAUGAUUCUUGAUUCUUGAUUCUUUGUUGAGUAAUUUUUUGAAAGAAGUUCUUGGCGAUUUUUAUUGGUCACUUUCGUGUACAUAUACAAUUUAAUUUAUACCCUUUUAGUGUUAUCUCUUUGUGGA